Tilletiaria anomala UBC 951 is the source of this 1986-nucleotide messenger RNA. Its product is annotated as putative VAC8-vacuolar membrane protein required for the cytoplasm-to-vacuole targeting. The record is from RefSeq and is a predicted model, not a curated record. Lineage: Eukaryota; Fungi; Basidiomycota; Exobasidiomycetes; Georgefischeriales; Tilletiariaceae. The transcript has 5 exons. Gene Ontology annotation, molecular function: protein binding; protein-membrane adaptor activity. The coding region runs from base 1 to 1707 and encodes 568 amino acids. Gene Ontology annotation, cellular component: fungal-type vacuole membrane. Gene Ontology annotation, biological process: nucleus-vacuole junction assembly; vacuole inheritance.
AUGGGCAACAUUUGCAGCAGCUGCUGUGAGUCGCAUGGUUGCGGUCGCUCCCGGAGCGCUUCGUACGAGCCAUUGCUGUUGGACAACGAGCGUGAUGCUGUAGCAGACCUGCUGCAGUACCUCGAGAACCGAUCGGAGACCAACUUCUUCGCUGGCGAUCCGCUGCGUUCGCUGUCCACGCUCUCAUUCAGCGACAAUGUCGACCUGCAACGCAGCGCCGCAUUGGCAUUUGCAGAAAUUACAGAAAAGGAGGUGCGGGAAGUCGGAAGGGACACACUCGAACCGAUCAUGUUCCUGCUGCAAAGCCAUGAUGUCGAGGUGCAGCGCGCUGCUAGUGCUGCUUUGGGAAACCUAGCUGUGAACGCCGAGAACAAGCUGCUCAUCGUCAAGCUUGGCGGGCUGGAGCCUCUCAUCCGUCAGAUGCUGAGUCCGAACGUUGAGGUCCAAUGCAACGCUGUUGGAUGCAUCACCAACUUGGCAACGCAUGAUGACAACAAGACCAAGAUCGCCAAGUCAGGCGCGUUGGUCCCCUUGACACGGCUCGCCCGAUCAAAGGAUAUGCGUGUGCAAAGGAACGCUACCGGGGCUCUACUCAACAUGACUCACAGCGAUGAGAACCGGCAGCAACUGGUCAACGCAGGUGCGAUUCCCGUUCUUGUCGGCUUGCUCAGCAGCUCAGAUACAGACGUGCAGUACUACUGCACCACAGCGCUGAGCAACAUCGCCGUCGAUGCAGUCAACCGCAAGAAGCUGGCGCAGACAGAGCCACGUCUGGUGCAAAACCUCAUCGGCUUGAUGGAGAGCUCCAGCUUGAAGGUCCAGUGCCAGUCGGCGCUAGCAUUGCGGAAUCUAGCAAGCGAUGAAAAGUAUCAGAUCGAGAUCGUGCGAUCGAACGGUUUGCCGCCACUUCUGCGACUCCUGCGAUCGUCCUUCCUGCCCCUCAUUCUGUCUGCUGCCGCCUGUGUCCGCAACGUCUCCAUCCACCCUCUGAACGAAAGCCCGAUCAUCGAGGCCGGCUUCCUGCACCCCCUGAUUGACCUCCUCAGCCAUGAAGACAACGAGGAGAUACAAUGCCACGCCAUCAGCACGCUUAGGAAUCUGGCAGCCAGCAGCGAGCGGAACAAGAGCGCUAUUGUGGAGGCCGGCGCCGUCGAGCGGAUCAAGGAGCUGGUGCUCUCCGUACCGCUAAGCGUGCAAAGCGAGAUGACCGCUUGCGCGGCCGUGCUUGCGCUGUCGGAGGACCUGAAACCGCAGCUGCUCGAGAUGGGCAUCUGCGAGGUGCUCAUCCCACUCACUGCGUCGCCCUCUGUCGAGGUGCAGGGAAACUCGGCAGCAGCGUUGGGCAACUUGUCGAGCAAGUCGGAAGACUACGCACCCUUCAACGCCGUCUGGUCGCAGCCUGAAGGCGGUUUGCACCAGUACCUCGUGCGUUUCCUCGAAUCGCAGGAUAGCACGUUCCAGCAUAUUGCCGUGUGGACGAUCGUCCAGCUGCUCGAGUCGAACGACGCGCAGCUCGAAGAGAACAUCCGAAGCAGCCAAGAGCUCCUGCCGCUCAUUCACCGUCUCGCCGUUGCCCAGCCGGAAUCAUCGCGACCGGCAAGCGAUGCCGGAGAGGGUAGCGACGAUGGUCAGGGAGCCGAGGGAGAGAUUUCGAGCUUGGCUCAGCGAAUUGUCAGCAUGCUGGAGGACGUACCAGCGGAUUCAUGAUCAAGCGCACGCUCACACGAACCGCGACGAUGACAGUCUCGUGGGACGUGGGACAAAGACGACGACAGUGGGCCCACAGAUACUGUGUUCACGCCUGGUGACGGGCCACACAAGCACGCGAGAGCUCAUGAUCGCCUUGGAACGGCUGCGCUAUCGCAAUAGGUCUUUUCAAUGCCUACUAGUUUUUUCACCGCCGGUUUCGCCCGUUUCUUUUUCACAUCUUCAUGUAAUAUUCUCUUCUCCCAUUUUCGUCAUCGGGUCCCUCCCCAUCGUAUUGAC